GGGGCUGGCCAUCUGGGAGAGGCAGACAGCUGUGGACGCCAUGGAGGCCCUGAGUGCGGUACUGUCCUGCCCCGUGUGCAUGGAGCUGUUUACGCCCCCCGUGCUGCUCCUCUCCUGCUCCCACAACUUCUGCAAACAGUGCCUGGAGCUGAUCUUGGUGUGCCAGAACUGCACCCACGUCAACGGACAGUUCUGCUGCCCAGUGUGUAGGAAAGUCAUUUAUUUGAGGGGAAGGGGAACAAACGGAUUGCAGAGGAACAUCUUGGCUGAAAACAUACUGGAGAAGUUUAAGGAAGAACUUGAGAUGCUUCACACCAAGGAGCAAAAUCAACUGGCUCAGACAUGUGAAAAGCAUGGAGAAAGUGUGAAUCUGAUGUGCCUAAGUGAUGAAGAACCAAUAUGUGGAAUGUGCAAGCUCUUUGGGGACCACAAGACUCACCCAGUAGCCAAGAUUUCUGAUGCCUAUGCAGAGAGGAAAUUGAACUUUGCUAAGGAUAUUCAGCUGGUGCUGCAGAAAUCUGAGAGCGCGGCACAGGCAGUACAGGACAUGGAGAAGCUCAUCAGGGAACUCUCUACCAGCGCCACUGACACACUGGCCAUGAUCGACGCCAUCGGAGACAGCCUGCUCAGUGGCAUCAAAUGUCGUAUUGCCACCUUGAAAAAGCAACUGCAGAGUGAGCACUGCUCCAAGCUGGAGAAGUUACAGCUGGUUGCCCGGGAACUUGAAGCCCCCCGAGAGCUUUACCAGCAGAUGAAGAUGCUCCUGCAGCAUCAUGCUAACGCAGUGCAAUUUCUCCACGAGCAUAAAAGGCUCAAGGGGGAGAUGGAGAGACUCGUGGAGGGCAGCGUGUCCCCCCCAGUCCCCACCAAGGACACUAUUUCCAUCAGGCGCUAUUUUCAAGAGCUCAUUAGAGGAAUAGACAUCACUGCCUUUGCCCCGCCUGAGACUGACCAAGCACCGGCCAGCAUGGCUGGGCUCCAAGAGGCCUGGCAGGCAGGCUGUGCCAUGCAGGGCCGUCUGUCGCAACAAGUGCUUGAGGAUAUUUUGUGCAAGGCAGUGUCGGGCUCAGGGCCAAAACCAAAUCAAGAGGCAAAGCUUCCUAGGAACCCAUCUCAUGCUUACUCAGUACAAGGAAGUGAGAUUGGUUCUAGAGAAUCAACCGUGUAAGGUAUUAUUUUGGUCUCAAGAUGUCAACAACUUUUAUCAUUUUGUUUGUAACUUGACAGUUGCUAGAC
Bubalus bubalis (water buffalo) is the source of this 1236-nucleotide messenger RNA. Its product is annotated as tripartite motif-containing protein 54. The transcript is spliced from 4 exons. NCBI's taxonomy places the organism in Eukaryota, Metazoa, Chordata, Mammalia, Artiodactyla, Bovidae. Gene Ontology annotation, molecular function: zinc ion binding. Bases 41 to 1168 code for a protein of 375 amino acids. The record is from RefSeq and is a predicted model, not a curated record.